AUGUACGAAGGGAUUGACAACCUGAAAUCCCUUUACGACCGUGCCGGGAAGACUUUCUCCGGCGGUCCUUCUGCGGUACAGGAUGUGCCGCGUUGUACUGCUCGACCAGACCCAGUACGUCAACCAUCAGUUGGGAGCGGGGCUCCCAAGUAUCCCAGGACGGGGGAUAGCCGCGCCACCGGACGAGAUAACUCGUCCGACGUCCGUUCACGUCGCGGUGGUUCAACAGCUGCUCAACUAGAUAGCGCUGGCCACCACGAGAGUCUUCUAAUGGAGGUGGAGGAGGAGGAAAGACGCUCUCCACACGAUCGUGGGGAUCCGUGUGUUCCCGAGAGCUUCUUUGAUCGCGUAACGCAAGGGUUACGCGGUGAUCUCGAACAUGAGCGGGACAGACGUCUCCAACUGGCGGACGCUGUCUCGAAGCAUCGAGCUGAGUUUGCCUUUGCUCAGCUUGAGAACGAGAGAGCUCUGACGUCUCUUCGUGACGAGCUACGGGUAGCUCGUGGGAUUGUUGAUCGGUCUCGGGGUGAGAUAUCUGCUCUUCAGACCCUUGUCGAUGCCCACCAUCGGGAGCACAAGGCUCUCUGCGAGAUGCUUGAGCGCAAGGGCGUUCUUCAUCGGAAGAAGCAGCGUACUGGUGGUACGGCUUAA
Peronospora matthiolae is the source of this 651-nucleotide messenger RNA. NCBI's taxonomy places the organism in Eukaryota, Oomycota, Peronosporomycetes, Peronosporales, Peronosporaceae. The record is from the annotation of a GenBank genome assembly.